CCAGUCACAAUCACAAUCCCUAUUGUUCUUUUGACGAGUAAUAAAAAAAAAACAUUCUUUUUUUAAAUAUUGUGUUUUGGAUUCCAUUAUCAAGUUCCUAUAUGGCGCGGGGGCGUCCACUCUAUUUUUCGCUCCAAAAAAAUAAAACAAGCAAAACUCGUUCUUAAUGAUAAACAAUCGAGCUAUGGCCUUUACAAGGAGUUCGCAGUCACAGCGAAAUGUUUGGACUUCAUGGUCAAAUAAAAUACUGUUCGAGUUAUUUUUCUUAAUUUUAAAAAUGGCGUCAGUGUGCCAGGACUAUGACGAACAGCCGAAGGAGUUUAAAGAAAAAUGUUACCUCUUUGUGAAGACUUUAAUUCACGCAGUGUUUGUCGGACACCAUACGUUUGUGAAUAUAUUUGGCAGUGUGUUUCUGUGGUCCAUAAAGAACCAUGAGAUUGAUAAAGUGCGGGAGUUGGCGGUUUAUUGUAUUGGAUUUGGGACUAAUUGGAACUUUCUCUUCCAAACCACCUUCCUGUCCCUGGCGCUGCUGCAUGACGCCCUAGAGUGGGUCGACAAACACGACACGAAGAUCGGCCGGCUCGUGCGCUACUGGCGAGAUGUCGUGUUCUCUGGACUCGCUAUUCCUAUUACUAUGUUCGUAACCGGCAUGUUCUGGUCAGUCUACCUCAUCGACCGAGAACUCGUCUUCCCCACGGUCUACGACGACAUCGUCCCGUGGUGGUUCAACCACUGCGUGCACACCAACAUCUUCAUCAUCAUUUGUGUGGAGACAGUCCUGGUGCCGCGGAGAAGGCCCGUGGACUCCAAGAUGGAGCAUGUCUGUGUUAUAACGGCGGUCGUGGCGUAUGCUGUUGUAUACUACUCAAUCUACUUCAUCGGCAACCGAUGGCUGUACCAAGUCUUCGCCAUCAUGACCUGGUGGCAGGUCUGCCUCUUCCAGUGCCUCAUCUGGGCAUCCUCCUACAUAUUCUACCGCAUCCAAUACCCAAUCAACAGACUCAUCCACGGCUCUGGUGACGUCACUGAAACCGUCAAAAACGGUGACGUUUUCGAAAAAGUAGCUGACAAUAGCGACAGCAAUGGUGAUAGGGAUAGUCCUAAAGAUGUUGAUGAGAAAGAUGGGCUAAGAAUUGUAAAUGGAGAGAAAGGAGCAACGUAUGUAGGUAACGGUAUUAGUACGAUAAGCAAUGGUGUUUAUAAACAAUUGAGUUUGAAUGACGCAGAGGGUAAUGUUAAUGAUUUGAAGAAACCUCCAUUCGCUGAUAGAACAUGGAGUCUAAAGUACAGGACGAUUAGGAACCAAUUUGAGAAUUCUAGCUUAUAAGGUUAUCGGGACAUUGUUAAGUUUUAAAAAGCUGAAUGUGAUGAAAUAAACGUAAUCUUAAUGAAACUGUGGAAAAAAUAUAUCUAUGAAUUAUUGUGCCUUGCCAUUUUAAAUUGUAAACAAAAGUAAAGGAAUUUGGAGUAGAUAAUAUAUUAUUACAAUAUUCAAGUAUGUCAUUUUAUGUAACAAUCAAUUUAGUUUCGUUGGUAUAUCAAAGAAAUGUAUUGUAUGUAUUUGAAUUGUUAAGUUAAUGUGGUAUGUUUAAUAUAGUCACUAGGAUAGAAUAAUUAUGUGUAAAGAAAGCUGAUGGAUCGUAAAAUAAUACAUAGACAAAUCGUA
Messenger RNA from Plutella xylostella (diamondback moth), 1666 nucleotides. Its product is annotated as androgen-dependent TFPI-regulating protein. Lineage: Eukaryota; Metazoa; Arthropoda; Insecta; Lepidoptera; Plutellidae. Gene Ontology annotation, cellular component: endomembrane system; membrane. The record is from RefSeq and is a predicted model, not a curated record.